GUCAAAAAAUUCAACACACCAGCAGUGUGAGGAGACCUGAAAGUGGCACAUGGCAUGGCAGAGUGUGGCGAUGGAGACAGCAGCAAUGGGAGGCCGUACAGGGACCCAUGAGAGACUCUGGACUUGGCAGCAGCAUGAGGAGGCGGUAUAUAUAGGGGCCUAUGGCAGAUUAGGGGCCUGGCAGCAGCAAUGGGAGGCCCGUAAUCUGCCAGCACCCUAUGUCAAAAAAUUCUACACACCAGCAGUGUGUGAGGAGACCUGAAAGUGGCACAUGGCAGAGUGUGGCGAUGGAGACAGCAGCAAUGGGAGGCCGUACAGGGACCCAUGAUGAGAGACUCUGGACCUGGCAGCAGCAUGA
This is a messenger RNA of Staurois parvus, 358 nucleotides long. Lineage: Eukaryota; Metazoa; Chordata; Amphibia; Anura; Ranidae. The record is from the annotation of a GenBank genome assembly.